AUGCAAUCUAUGUUUUUCUGGAAGUAUAUAGAUAUGAGAUCUUCCUCUCAGUCCAAUUUCACUUUUCAUGUUUGGCUUAUCCCACACUUCCUCAUACCUUUUCAAUCGAGUGAUUUUUUGUCCAUCAAAUUUCCCCUACUUUUGAUCAUUUCUCUGUCUCGCAAUGGCGACGCCAUCUCAAGUCAAAAACGUUGUUGUCGUUGGUGCGACCGGUACCGUUGUAAAAUCCCUCCUAGAAGCGAACAAAUUCAAGAUCACUCCCGCCUCCCGCAACCCUCCCAGUACUGAAUUCUCCAGUUCUGUCAUCGUCAAAACAGGCGACUACACCUCUCCCUCCUUCCUCGGAAAUCUUCGCUGGUCAAGAUGCCGUGGUCUUCACCCUGCAUUACAGUGCAGUCCCGGGGCCUCGAAAUAAAGACGAUUGAAGCUGCGGCGAAGCUGGCGUGAAGUAGAUUUUACCCAUAAAAUUCGGUGGCGACAGCGGGAACGAAAGGUUGGAAAAAGCUGUGCCGGUGUAUGCCGCGAAGAGAGCACCGAGGGAAAAUAUCGAGGAAUCGACGGGAAAAGUAUGAGGGCUUAAAAUGGGUUGGCGUUGUGACGAAUCCGCGGUUUAACUUUGUGAGCUUUGAUUCCGUAGUCUUAGGGGUGGCUGGUAUUGCACAGGGGAUGAAAAAUUCUGGAUUUUAGGUCGACAUCAAGAAUAAUAAGACUGCCCUUUUGCCCUAUCUUGCUGUCUGAUGAAUGUCCUCACUCGUCGUCAGAAACGUCAACCUGGAACCGGGGAAUAUACCUUUCGAGUCCUACGUGGAGAACGCGACGUCGUCUGUUAGUUGAACGGCAG
Molecule: messenger RNA, 841 nt
Organism: Hyaloscypha bicolor E
Lineage: Eukaryota; Fungi; Ascomycota; Leotiomycetes; Helotiales; Hyaloscyphaceae
Exons: 1
Coding region: 164-415 (83 amino acids)
Source: RefSeq, a predicted model, not a curated record